Molecule: messenger RNA, 1014 nt
Organism: Exophiala mesophila
Lineage: Eukaryota; Fungi; Ascomycota; Eurotiomycetes; Chaetothyriales; Herpotrichiellaceae
Product: glyceraldehyde-3-phosphate dehydrogenase
Exons: 6
Coding region: 1-1014 (337 amino acids)
Biological process (GO): glucose metabolic process
Molecular function (GO): NAD binding; oxidoreductase activity, acting on the aldehyde or oxo group of donors, NAD or NADP as acceptor; NADP binding
Source: RefSeq, a predicted model, not a curated record
AUGCCUAUCAACGUCGGAAUCAACGGCUUCGGUCGUAUCGGACGUAUUGUCUUCAGAAAUGCUGUCGAGCACGACGAUGUCCACGUUGUUGCCGUCAACGAUCCCUUCAUUGAGCCCACAUAUGCCGCAUACAUGCUCAAGUAUGACUCUACACACGGUCAAUUCAAGGGCACAAUCGAGGUCAAGGGUGAUACCUUGGUCGUCAAUGGAAAGAGCGUCAAGUUCUACACCAAGAGAGAUCCUUCCGAGAUCCCAUGGUCUGAGACCGGUGCAUACUACGUUGUCGAGUCCACCGGUGUCUUCACCACCACUGAGAAGGCCUCUGCCCAUUUGAAGGGUGGUGCUAAGAAGGUUGUCAUCUCCGCUCCUUCAGCUGAUGCUCCUAUGUUCGUCAUGGGUGUCAACGAAGAGACAUACACCUCCGACAUCCCCGUCAUUUCCAACGCCUCCUGCACGACCAACUGCCUUGCUCCCCUUGCAAAGGUUGUCCACGACACUUUUGGCAUCAAGGAAGGUUUGAUGACCACUGUCCACUCGUACACCGCCACCCAGAAAGUCGUCGACGGCCCUUCCGCCAAGGACUGGAGAGGAGGCCGUACCGCUGCUCAGAACAUCAUCCCCAGCAGCACCGGUGCCGCAAAGGCUGUCGGAAAGGUCAUUCCUUCUCUCAAUGGCAAGCUGACCGGCAUGUCGCUCCGUGUCCCUACUCCCAAUGUCUCCGUCGUCGAUCUCACCGUCACCCUGGAGAAAUCUGCCACCUAUGACGAGAUCAAGAAGGCCAUCAAGGAUGCCUCAGAGGGCAAACUCAAGGGCAUUCUCGCAUACUCCGAGGACGACCUUGUCUCCACCGAUUUGCUCGGAGACAACCACUCGUCCAUCUUCGACGCAAAGGCCGGUAUUGCCCUCAACGACCAUUUCAUCAAGCUUGUCUCAUGGUACGACAACGAGUGGGGCUACUCCCGCCGUGUCCUCGAUCUCUUGGCCUACAUUGCUAAGAAGGAUGGCAAUGCUUAA